AUGUUGUUGUUUUUACUAGCUGGAAUACAAUUUCGUGAUGCAUGGUGGUUGGAAUUACGUACAGAAAUUGUUGCACAUAUGCAUAGUAUUCGAUGUGAUGCUGUAUUGGCCUAUCGUGAAGAAUGUACAAUCUAUGAAGAUGUUUGUAUUCUUUCAAGUUAUGGCACAGCAGUACAACUUAAUCCUAAUUGGAUGAAUAAUUAUUCAUUGCAGAAAAUGACAACUACCAAUUCACUUAGUUGUAUUUCUACAAAUUUAGAAAACGCCAGUGAAAAAAUUCGUGCAUCUGUAUCAACAACAUCCAGUCAUUUCACAACCAAUGAUCAAUAUCCUACAAAAAUACCUUCUACUCGUAAUAAUUGUUCUCCUGAAUUGACUACAACGAAUCAUUCUUUUCGUAUGUCAUCAUCCUCAUCGUCGUCAUCAUCAUCAUCAGAAACAACUCCUGUUCCUUCACCAACAUCUUCAUAUAACAAACAAUCGCGUAAAGAACUGACAGCUGAUCAAUGCUUGUUGCCACAUAAACAAAUAUUUCAUCAUGUUAACAAUGCUGUCAAACCUAAUUGUCGUAUAUGUCAUCUUCCAACAAUAUCUGAUACAAAUCCGAAUCAAUUUACUUCACCUGUUACAUCAUCACGAUGUGCUUCAUGUAAAAUGGCAAGUGUUCCUGAUUUAUUAUUUUCUUCAUCUGACUUCCCUGCAGAGCUAUUGAUUAUUGGUAAUCCAGCUUUAAUACAAGCACGAGUUUGUCGAACAAAGAAAGAUACUAAAGGUGAAGUAGCAGCAAGUGAAUUAAGUGAGAUUCUGCCGUUCAUCGAUUAUGAAUUACAUUAUCGUUUGAUGCAGAAAUUACGGUUACGUAGUAUGAAUGGUUUAUUUGGAUUGAGAUAUCGUAUAGCUAUUGGAGAAUAUAUGAUUGCUGCUAUUGCUGUAAGUUUUAAUGAAGAUUAUAUAUAUCAAUUACAUUUUGACUUAGAAGGUGAAACAGGUGUAGUUGUACGUGGCAUUGGAACAGCUGUUCGUUUAAAAAAAUAUAAUCCAGUAACUACACCUCCAAAUACUCCAUUAAGAAUGUCAAAAAACUUUUCACACAAUUGGGAAUCACCUAAUACAACAUACAAAGAAAGUGGUAAGUCGAUCAUCCAUUUUCCCUUGUAA
This is a messenger RNA of Schistosoma turkestanicum, 1158 nucleotides long. Lineage: Eukaryota; Metazoa; Platyhelminthes; Trematoda; Strigeidida; Schistosomatidae. The record is from the annotation of a GenBank genome assembly.